AUGAAGAGUUUUUUGGGAGUUCUGGUGUUUCAAUUCUUAUUUAUCACGUUAUCGUUAGCGAUUCGUGAUAAUUUCUUUUUUACUUUUGAUUUCGAUGUGUCUGGAAAAGUUCCUUAUGAUGAAGUAAAGAGAACGGUUCCAACCGGUCCAAACAAUGAAACGUUUCCACCUUCUCCACCACAUUACAUAUCAGAUACUGGAAUAAAGAGACUGAUUUCAAGUGAUCCAAACAAUGAAACAUCUCUAGCUUCUCUAGCGGAUAUUGGAUUGAAGAGAUUGGUUCCAACCGGCCCAAACAAUGAAACGUCUCCACCUUCUCCACCACAUGUCAUAUUAGAUAUUGGAAUAAAAAGAUUGGUUCCAACCGGCCCAAACAAUGAAACGUCUCCCCCUUCUCCACCACAUGUCAUAUUAGAUAUUGGAAUAAAAAGAUUGGUUCCAACCGGCCCAAACAAUGAAACGUCUCCCCCUUCUCCACCACAUGUCAUAUUAGAUAUUGGAAUGAAAAGAUUGGUUCCAACCGGUCCAAACAAUGAAACGUCUCCACCUUCUCCACCACAUUUCAUAUUAGAUAUUGGAAUGAAAAGAUUGGUUCCAAGCGGCUCGGAUAAUGAAAUGUCUCCACCUCCUAUAUAG
Molecule: messenger RNA, 636 nt
Organism: Eruca vesicaria subsp. sativa (arugula)
Lineage: Eukaryota; Viridiplantae; Streptophyta; Magnoliopsida; Brassicales; Brassicaceae
Source: the annotation of a GenBank genome assembly